UAAGUUCACGGGGAACGUCUUCUACAACUACAUGAUGGGCAUCGAGUUCAACCCUCGGAUCGGCCAGUGGUUCGACUUCAAGCUGUUCUUCAACGGGCGGCCCGGCAUCGUGGCCUGGACCCUCAUCAACCUGUCCUACAUGGCCAAGCAGCAGGAGCUGUACGGACACGUCACCAACUCCAUGAUCCUGGUCAACGUGCUGCAGGCUAUCUAUGUGUUGGAUUUCUUCUGGAAUGAGGCGUGGUACCUGAAGACCAUCGACAUCUGCCACGACCACUUUGGAUGGUAUCUGGGCUGGGGGGACUGCGUCUGGCUCCCGUACCUCUACACUCUGCAGGGUCUGUACCUGGUCUACCACCCGGUCCAGCUCUCAGACGCUCACGCCCUGGCCGUGCUGCUGCUCGGCCUCAUCGGUUACUACAUCUUCCGCUCCACCAACCAUCAGAAGGACCUGUUCCGACGCACCGAGGGCGCCUGCUCCAUCUGGGGCCAGAAGCCGGCGUUCAUCGAGUGCUCGUACCGCUCCGCCGACGGAGGCCUCCACCGCAGCAAGCUCAUGACCUCGGGCUUCUGGGGCGUGGCGCGGCACCUCAACUACACCGGCGACCUGAUGGGCUCUCUGGCGUACUGCGCCGCCUGCGGCUUCGGACACGUGCUGCCUUACUUCUACAUCGUUUACAUGACCAUCCUGCUGGUGCAUCGCUGCGUGCGCGACGAGCACCGCUGCAGCAGCAAGUACGGGAAGGACUGGAAGCGCUACACAGAUACUGUUCCCUACAGGCUGAUUCCUGGAGUGUUUUAGACGCAGAGGGGGGUGGGGGGGGGGGGGGGGGGGCUUAGAUUAAGCAACACUAGAUGCUGGUUAGACAUGUGGACUCAGUGAUUUUUUACAUAUGAAGAAAAUACCUCAGUGAUAACAUUUAGCACUUCAUUUCAUUCCUUCUGUAGUUGAUGUGUUUUUAAACUUUGACAUGUGGAGAGCUGUGGGCGAGUCCCGUUUAUGACGACAUCACACUUUGAUACAUCAGCCCUCUGUUUUGUCUAAACUGUGACCGUUUAACAUGAUAAAGAUCAUUUUCAAAAAAAUGUUUCAAUAAAUCUACAGAAGCAGGACCAAG
This is a messenger RNA of Labrus bergylta (ballan wrasse), 1118 nucleotides long. Lineage: Eukaryota; Metazoa; Chordata; Actinopteri; Labriformes; Labridae. The record is from RefSeq and is a predicted model, not a curated record.